Malania oleifera is the source of this 1397-nucleotide messenger RNA. RefSeq lists its product as uncharacterized. Bases 210 to 1217 code for a protein of 335 amino acids. The transcript has a single exon. Lineage: Eukaryota; Viridiplantae; Streptophyta; Magnoliopsida; Santalales; Ximeniaceae. The record is from RefSeq and is a predicted model, not a curated record.
UACGUACUCAGCCCCUCUGCCAUUUUUCAGUCAAUGAGCUCUCUCUCUCUCUCUCUCUCUCUCUCGCCUUCCUUGCCCCUUCCUCCGCUUGAAACUACACUAGUUUCUCCAUGACCUAUCUAUAAAUCCCACCUUUUCUCCCUGUACAUCUUUGCUUUUUCCAUCUCAAAGCAAAAGCCAGAAAGAAUUGUAGACGACCAAAUCAAGCUAUGGAGAUGGAGGUGCUUCCUCCUGUGGACUUCAACUUCGACAGUGCUUGCUCAUCUCCUUACAUUACCGCACCUUCCAGCCCCCAACCCUUCGGCAAUUUCUUCCUCAGCGCCCCCACCAGUCCACGCAGCUCAUCCGCUGCCGCCUUCCUCCGCCAAUUCAACGACCUCUCUCUCCUCACCUCCGCCGCCACCGCCAUCGGCACCGGCGCUUCAUCUUCUCCGACGCCUAAGUCGAAAAAUAAUCUCCAUAAUUGUGACGAGGACGACGACGGCGACGGUCAAGAGGAUUUUGCGUUCGAUUUCAGCGGACAGUUGGAGAGACCUUCGCUCUCCGCCGACGAGCUCUUCGACGGCGGAAAAAUCAAGCCCCUGAAACCGCCUCCGGAGCGUUCUGAUUCGUCGAGUCUCAACAAAUCAGAAUUCUUGCGGCGGCGAAAAGAAGAUGCCGCGUUUCUUGCGGCGGAAGAAACCCGGGAGAGAAGAUCUGCACGGAAAGGGAAGCACUCGCAAUCGCAGUCGCAGUUGCCGUUCCGAGUCGCCGAUUUGCUAGAUUCUCGAACCGGAACCAAUCGGUCCGGUCCGAAACAGCCUUCGUCCUCUUCUAAUUCUUCUUCCGGUUCGUCGAGUUCGUCGGCAAUGGCACCGCUGUCCCCGAAAGGAUACAGAAAAUGGCGGCUGAAGGAUUUUCUGCUGUUUCGGAGCUCUUCGGAGGGUCGGGUGGCGAGCAAAGACGUGUUGAGGAAGUACUCGGCGUUGUCGAAGAAGAGCGAGGACGCAAGGAACUCGAGCUUCCGGUCGGCCGACGGAGAGGGCUCGGUGUCCGGUUCGCGGCGGAGAGGACCGGUUUCGGCUCACGAGUUGCACUACACAGCGAACCGGGCGGUUUCGGAGGAGAUGAGGAAGAAGACGUUUUUGCCCUACAAGCAGGACCUACUGGGGUGCCUGGGGUUUGGGCAUGGUGUGAAAGAGAUUUCCAGGGGCAUUGGGUCUUUGACACGUGGAUGAUCCAGAUCACUCGAUCUGUCUGUCUCCUCUUCCUUUUUUUUUUGGAUUGUUCCAUAUACAUAUAUACUUUUUUUUUUUGGUAAUUUAGGUAUGGUUGUUGAUGGGGUAAUUUUUUGUUGUUAAUUUCUUCCCCCCAACAAAUGGAAUUCGAAAAAUUGAAGGACCACCCAGAAGAAUUAA